This is a messenger RNA of Prunus armeniaca (apricot), 1137 nucleotides long. Lineage: Eukaryota; Viridiplantae; Streptophyta; Magnoliopsida; Rosales; Rosaceae. The record is from the annotation of a GenBank genome assembly.
AUGGCUUCCAUCCACUCCAUAGCUCCCCAGAGCUUCCUCCCUCUCCCAAACUCCAAACCCAGAAACCCCACUAAUGCUCACCCAAAACCCAUCUUAAGCUCCAAUCUUUGCAGCUCCAAACUCUCAAAGAACCAAACUUUCCUGAGAAACAAACGGAAAGACAGGUGGAUUUUGAAGUCUCUGGUUGAUCAAGAAGAGUGUGAUGUGAUCCCACUUCAGAGCACUGACUGUACGGACCAGCAGGAAGGGAUGGCUGUGUGCAGGGUGGAGUGUGAAGGUGUGGAGGGCGAGUUGGCGAGUCAGGUAGGUGGGUUUGGAGCAAGUGAGGGAAGGCUUUCCUUUGAAGGGGCUGGUGGGUUUGGGUCUUCUGGGGUUGGAAAUGAGAGGGAGAGUGAGGAAUUUGAGAGGCUCGUAGAUAGGACUAUCAAUGCCACUAUUGUUCUCGCAGCUGGUACUUUUGCUAUCACAAAGUUGCUCACUAUUGAUCAGGAUUACUGGCAUGGUUGGACUCUGUUUGAGAUCCUAAGAUAUGCACCUCAACACAACUGGAGUGCUUAUGAGGAAGCUCUCAAGACUAACCCAGUUUUAGCCAAAAUGAUGAUUAGUGGUGUGGUGUAUUCUAUAGGGGAUUGGAUUGCACAGUGCUUUGAAGGAAAACCUCUAUUUGAGUUCGAUCGUACACGAAUGCUCAGGUCAGGUCUUGUUGGAUUUACUCUCCAUGGUUCCCUCUCUCACUACUAUUACCAGUUUUGCGAGGAGCUUAUUCCAUUCCAAGACUGGUGGGUGGUUCCUGCCAAAGUAGCCUUCGACCAAACUGUAUGGGCAGCAAUUUGGAACAGCAUUUACUUUACCGUUUUGGGAUUUUUGCGUUUCGAAUCACCCAUCGAUAUUUUUAGUGAACUGAAAGCGACAUUCUGGCCCAUGCUGACCGCUGGGUGGAAACUUUGGCCAUUUGCGCAUCUUAUUACCUAUGGUGUGAUCCCUGUCGAACAAAGGCUCUUAUGGGUGGACUGUGUAGAGUUGAUCUGGGUGACUAUACUAUCAACCUAUUCAAAUGAAAAAUCAGAGGCAAGGAUUUCUGAGGCACCAGUUGAAGCAAAUUCCAGUUCUUCAAACACAAGUCCUCUUGAGGAGUAA